This is a messenger RNA of Eruca vesicaria subsp. sativa (arugula), 1145 nucleotides long. Lineage: Eukaryota; Viridiplantae; Streptophyta; Magnoliopsida; Brassicales; Brassicaceae. The record is from the annotation of a GenBank genome assembly.
UCCUAAUCUCUCCACAGUGAUGAUGAAACCAAACCAGAAAGCAAAACCACACGCGCCACCGCGUCCUCUCUUCUCCUGUGGCUUCUUCCGCCGCUGCACACAAUCCGUCCUCAGUCCAACCUCUUCUCAUCGUCGUAAGCCAACUACCACCCCUUCCUCCUCCUCAUCCUCCUCAACCUCCACUUCUCAAAGCUUCACUCAAUGGCGUUUCCCUUAUCACCUUGACCACACUCCACACACCGUGACUCUACCCCCCACUCCCACUCUCACUCCUCCUCCGCCGCUGCCUCUUCCGGUCACCACGACUAUCCAAGACACCUUCCAGAUCGCAGAGCUUCACCUCACAUCCGUGUCUGAAUCCGACAAGCUCCUCGCUCUUCAGCUGCUCGAACGUGUCGUGAUACCCGACCCGCCGUCCGACCCGACUUGUCCCCCGGGUCUCAUGCGAGGCCUCGUCUCUUGCCUCCGCAGCAACAACGUCGUAACCGCCAAAUACGCCACCAAGAUCCUACUCGCGCUCUGCCUCGCCGAAGGUAACCGCCACGUGGCGGUGGAGGCUGGAGCCGCCCGAGCGGUGGUGGAGACCGCGGCGGGGCUUGAGAUCUCCGCGGUGGAACGCGCCUUGGCUGCGCUCGAGCUCAUGUGCACGACGGCGGAAGGCGCGGCGGAGGUUCGCCGGCACGCGAUGACGGUGCCGGCGAUGGUGGCGGUGAUGGCGAGGUUGGCCGGGAGGGGGAGAGAGAACGCCAUAAGCAUACUCGCCGUGGUGUACGGAAGAGGAGGAGUUUCCGGCGAAGAGAUUGCGGUGGCGCCGGCGGAGGAAGUGGCGAGGGCGGUGGCUCUGGCGCUUGAAGGAGAGUGUACGGCGAGAGGGAGGAGAAAAGGGGCCCACCUGUUGAAGACCCUUGAGGAAUAUGGACGGUUGGAUCUGAGUCAGAAUGGGAUGUGAGAAAAAUAAAAUCUAACGGCUGAGGUUAUGUCAGAUAAUCUGAAAGCUUGUUUGGUGUCACGGGCUUGUUGUUCUUUUGUUAAAGAAGUGUGGGCCUUGGCCUCUCUGUCUCCCGCCUUUCUAUGUGCAUAUUAUAUGAAUCGUGUUUUCCUAAAUAAGUUACCUUCGAGGACGAAAUUAAAUUACUAGGAUUUAC